AUGGAUAACGAAUCUCAGCACUUCGUCAAUGUAUGCUAUGCAUUCUUAUCCUAUCAUUCAGAUGCCAAUGAAAAUGUUGAAAAUAUGUACAGAUGCUUCAAACAUUUGAGUGACGAUGAUCUACAACUCUUAAUUGAAUCACCGACAGACAGAAUUUCUAAGAUUUUAUCUUGUAUACAGAUGAAUUAUGAUUUUAUACUACUUUUAUUGCAAGCACAAACACAUAUGGACUUGAAUGUGGACCCUGGAUGUGACAUAAUGUGUAAAUUGCGCUGCUUAUAUCGCACUUCCGGAUUUUGCCAAAUACCAGACAAUAUUCCUGAUUCAAUUAUCGCACCAUCUUCCGAAUAUAGAGAACGCCAUAUAAAUUCUGUUAGAUCCACUCUUAGACAAUUCAUGCGAGAUUGGUCAGCACUGGGUAAACAGGAAAGGGAUUGUUGUUAUCGCCCAUUACUACAUUCAUUGGUUGAACAUGUAAAGAUUGACCCAAACCGAGAAAUUCCCAGAGUAUUAUGUCCUGGCAGCGGACUGGGCAGAUUGCCAUAUGAAGUUGUACAACUUGGGUACUCUUGCCAAGGGAAUGAAUUCUCCUAUUUCAUGCUUAUGGGAUCCAACUUCAUCCUAAACCAUUCAAUUGAACCUGAAUCACAAACCAUCUUCCCCUUUUGUCUAAACACAAGUAAUAGAAAAAAACACGAUGAUCAUUUGCAACCGGUGCUAAUACCUGAUGUAUCUCCUGUUGUCAGUAAUACAAUAUUGGACAAAUCUAAUGGUCCCAAAUUGUCGAUGACAGUAGGGGAGUUUGUUGAAGUUUAUAGCGAGUCCAAUGAAUUAUGGGAUGGCGUGUUGACUUGCUUUUUUUUGGAUACAGCAAAGAAUAUUAUAGAAUAUAUCCGCACAAUUGCCAAAUUGGUUAAAAUUGGCGGCCUAUGGGCCAAUAUAGGCCCCUUGCUGUACCAUUAUGUCGAUACUCCUGGAACAAUAUCAAUUGAACUUUCAUGGGAAGAAGUACGUAAAAUAAUUGAGAAAUGGUUUACUAUUGUGAAAUUUGAAUGGAGAGAAACAUAUUACACGACAAACUACAACUCUAUCAUGCAAGUCAAAUAUAAAAGUAUUUUUUUCGAGGGAAUUAGGAAUGCAAAUGUUGUACAGGGUGUGUCAAAUCCUGUUUGGGACGUUGUAAUCCCGGAAUAA
This is a messenger RNA of Babesia microti strain RI, 1194 nucleotides long. Its product is annotated as UPF0586 protein C9orf41 homolog. The coding region runs from base 1 to 1194 and encodes 397 amino acids. The transcript is spliced from 6 exons. The record is from RefSeq and is a predicted model, not a curated record. Gene Ontology annotation, molecular function: S-adenosylmethionine-dependent methyltransferase activity. Lineage: Eukaryota; Apicomplexa; Aconoidasida; Piroplasmida; Babesiidae.